Messenger RNA from Scophthalmus maximus (turbot), 3514 nucleotides. RefSeq names its product UDP-Gal:betaGlcNAc beta 1,3-galactosyltransferase, polypeptide 4 (gene b3galt4). Gene Ontology annotation, cellular component: membrane. The record is from RefSeq and is a predicted model, not a curated record. Lineage: Eukaryota; Metazoa; Chordata; Actinopteri; Pleuronectiformes; Scophthalmidae. The transcript has a single exon. Bases 638 to 1753 code for a protein of 371 amino acids. Gene Ontology annotation, molecular function: N-acetyl-beta-D-glucosaminide beta-(1,3)-galactosyltransferase activity.
AACAUGUAUCGAAGCAAAUAGGAAUUUCUUUGUGCCAUUAGAUUUGUGUGUCUGCGCAGCCCGACGACCGGAAAAAUAAAAACUGCUCAUCAAAAGUCAUCGGAACAUCGGAGACGUGCAUCGCAAGGCGCGUUGCCACACGAGGGUGGAGUAUAGAGCGAGAAGAGCUGCGGGCCAGUGUCGACCGCUUCGACCGGUUUGCGCCGAUGCAUUCGACUACCCCACUUCUGGAACAACGGACUGAGCUGCUGCAGCAUCAGCAGAAGAGGUAACGUGUCCUCUGCUGCGUCCCCACUGACACGGACACCGACACUGUCCUCCUGGUCCUCCUGGUCCUCCUGGUCCUCCUCCUCCUCGUGCUCCUCCUGGUCCUCCUCCUCCUCCUCCUCGUGCUCCUCCUGGUCCUCCUCCUCCUCCUCCUCCUGGUCCUCCUGCUCCUGCAGCUGCUGCAGCUGCUGCUGCUGCUGCGGCUCUCGAUCCCCGAGCAACGGAGCAACGAGGAGACCGGGAGCGGAGGAGACGCGCAAACACGCAAUGGCAGAGGAGCGCGUCUAGUCGCGAGGACGAGGGAAGGGAGACGAGGGAGAAACGGGGGGAGUCGUAGCAGCCAUCGCAGUCCCCAGAGCUGAGGUCGGUCAUGGUCGGACGGGGACUAUGGGCGUGCAAGCCCCGGCUUGGAAAGCGAGGGGGCAGGAAUGGGGUCUUGCCUUUUGUCUGCGCCGCGAUGGCGACCGCAGCGCUGCUCGCCCUGCUCUUCGUCGACCUCGUCGAGUCAUGGGUCACCUCCAUGGGCAUGAACACCGUGGCGGAGCCGCACGCCGGCAUCGUCCCCCCGCAGAGCGUGCCCCCCACCCGACCCGAGGAGUUCCUGCUCAUGCCCAGCCCGCUCGUGUGCCAGCGUGCCAAGCCUUACCUCAUCGCCAUGGUUACCACGGCGCCUGCCAAUCAGCGGGCCCGCCAAGCCAUCAGGGACACCUGGGGAGGGGAGGUCGAGGUGAGGGGCCUGCGGGUCAUGACCCUCUUCAUGGUCGGCGUGGCGUCCGACCCGGGACUGGCCAAGUUGCUGAUACAGGAGGCCCGGGAGCGAGGCGAUCUGAUUCAGGGGCGUUUUUUGGACACCUAUUCCAACCUCACACUGAAGACCCUGUCCAUGCUGGGCUGGGCCCGCCGCUUUUGCCCUCAGGCUCACUUCAUGGCCAAAGUGGAUGAUGAUGUCCUGUUCAAUCCCAGCAGCCUUCUGCACUUCUUGAACAAGAGCCGCAAUCCCUAUGAACAAGGAGACUUGUACCUGGGCAGGGUGCAUCUCCAUGUGGCUCCGGACCGUGACCCUGAAAGCAAGCACUACCUCCCUGCAGGAGCCUACCCGCCCUCUGUCUUCCCAGAUUACUGCAGUGGUACAGCCUAUGUUCUGUCCCGCUCUGCCUUGCUCAAAAUCUCCCUGGCAGCCUCUGCUUCACCUUUAUCCACACCUCUGCCCCCUGAGGAUGUGUUUGUUGGUCUAUGUGCUCGGGCGGCCGGGGUGCUGCCAUCACACUGCCCUUUCUUCUCGGGUGGUCCAUUCGUUCCCUAUGGGCGCUGCUGCUACCAGGCCAUGGUGUCCAUCCACCACAUCCCACCCAGGGAGAUGCUGCACUUCUGGGCCGACGUUCAUUCAUCUCCUCCCUGCUCCUGGCUGAAUCUGCGUGCAUCCCUGGGGGUGUGCAAAGUCAGGGCGAUGCUUGGGUCGGCUUUGGGGCUGGAGCAGGGGUUGUGAGGGUCGUAAGUGUUGCUGAGCAGGAAAACAGGAAUCAGUGGGGCUGUGCCUCGCUUCAAUGCUGUGAACAGCACAAGUGCUCUUCAGAUUGUGAAGCUCCACUCUGUGCACUGAGAAAAUGGCAGUUUAUUUUUAUAGCUUUAUUUUUUUAAUAUAAUGUAUUUAACCGGCUUUUUUUUUUGUUGCAGAAAUGGGGAUGAUCAGUUGGUUUUACGAACAACUAUCUCACCUUUAACUUCUUUAGACUGUAACAGAAUCCUGCAUUAUUACACUGGCACAUACUGUAGAUGUAGAACACACAGCGUUGGCAUGCUGAUAGUAUAGUGAGAAAAUACGUACUUCUACCGACACUUUAUGCCCAACAUUUAUAAGCUGCUGCCGUCAUAUAUGUAGUAAAUCACCAGGUACUUAAAUUGUAGAUGUUAGUCUAAUAAUACACAGAAAUGCAUGUCUUCAAAAAACACAUCAAACCACAAAAUUGACAUAUACAAUAGGAAGGAAGUAAUGAUAGAUACAUAAAACUGCUAUUAUCUUAAAAUUAAUCAUGUGAAUAUAUGAAAUUAAUUCAUUUUGCUAUCCAGUAUUAAGGACACGAUGGUACAUGCAAUGGCAGCACAUUAAUUGGUCGGUUGGAGACAGAUUUGACCACUCAGUUCUGGGAACAGACAUCCUGCAAAGUGUCUGUUCUCUCUUGGAAGGCUCAGUAUUUCAGAAAACAUAAACAGUCAAACUGACGUGAUACACACCUAUAACGCCACUGAACUGGACUUCAGUGUUUUUAACUUUUUGUCUGUGAGGGGGCGAAACAUGAAGUCGAGUGUGAAAUGACAGUUUUGUGCCGAUGUGUCUCUAGACCGAGUUUAGGCCAGUAUGCUAUGAGUCAAUUUUAAAGGACAGUUUAUCUUGUGUCAAAGAUCAGGCCGUCUUACUCCUCCCACAAUGUAAACGUAGAGAAUGUCAGUGUGUUCACACUCAGCAAAUAGGUGUAUGGAUCCAAUGCGGUCACAAAUAAACCUCUCAGUGUCAACUUAGGGUUUGCCUGGCAUCUUUUUCAGAGGUCAAAACAUACACAUGCAUAUGCAGGUAUCUUCAAAGGAUGUUAACAAUGGCACAGGCUGAUAGUGUUUGUUUUACUGCUGCAAGGAAACAAACCUUAUGAUAAUGAACAGCUUCAAGGUUCCACUUGUGUUUGAACCCUGAUCACUCCCUGAUAUCAUGAGUCACUGGCAGUCCACAUUCCUGCUCAUUGCCAUUAGUAAGUGUGCCAUUUAGUGAACGACCAAUCUGUGAUUAACUGUUUGAUCAGCAAAUCUCAUUUAACUCAAGAACAAACACACAGGACGAGUGAGCCCAACAGUGGGAGACAUGUUACACUCCCACAUAUUCAGGUUUAGUUUAAAUAAGUGGCUUUGGAGUUUGUUAGUGCAUUGCUUUUAAGUUAGAUCAUUACCCUGCGUUCCAUUAUACCUCGGGAAUCAGAGCUCCUGUUUUGCCCAUUAUAAUCUCGGAACUCGGAAUUACGACUGAAACGCCCCUCCAAGUCAGAAUUCCAACUCGGGAGGUUGGGAAAAAAUCACCACCCCGACUUCCCGGCUCGGAGAUCCGAGUUCCGAGUUAUAAUGGAAUGUGCCAUGAGUUCAGUAGAGGCUCAAAGACCGACCGAGCCGCACUGUUUUCUACACUCCUGUGUGAGGAAUUCUUGGUGUUGGACACUCCUGUAACGAUUUGCAAACUGGAAUAAAUAUUUUGUUUCAUCUUAUA